Molecule: messenger RNA, 5372 nt
Organism: Gadus chalcogrammus (walleye pollock)
Lineage: Eukaryota; Metazoa; Chordata; Actinopteri; Gadiformes; Gadidae
Product: NACHT and WD repeat domain-containing protein 2
Molecular function (GO): protein binding
Source: RefSeq, a predicted model, not a curated record
GGACGCCGGCCGUCAUGUGGCCCACAGGAGCGGGGACUCGGCCGCCGUGCCCGCGGGAGUCGGCGCUGCGCCGGGCGGCCAUCAGCGGGAACGUCCAGGCCCUGCCCCCAAACCACGUGCCCACCGGCCGCAGCGUGAGGGUCUUCAUCUGCGCCAACCCCGACGAAACGGAGGCAGAGAGGAACGCUCUGAAGGAGCACGUCUACCCCAAGCUACGGGACUUCUGCAGGGAGAACUACGGCAUAGAGUUCCAGGUGGUGGACCUGUACUGGGGCGUGGACCCUGAGGAGUGGGACAACCCGGACCUCCAGCGCCUCCGGAUGAAGCUCCUGGAGGAGUGUCUGAAGACCUCCGCCGGGCCCUGCUUCGUGGGUGAGAUGAAUAGAGGAUCCCUGGAGGAUGAGCUGGACUUCGCGCUGGGCAAGCAGACGCCCGCCUUCCUGCGCAAGUGCGUGUGCUACAUCCGCAAGAUCGCCGCCUUCGAGCGCUUCGCCAAGCUGCCGGAGAUGGCGCGCUACAUGGACACGGUGCCGGGGCCCGAGCGCGUCAUGAGGAACCAAGAGGCCCACGAGCGGCUGCUGAAGGUGCGGGACGAGUUCAUCCCCACGGUGGUGGCGGCGUCCAAGCUGCGCGUGUACUCCUCCGUCACGCACUGCGACAUGAAGCUGGGCUACUCGCAGGAGGUGGAGAGCCACUACGUGGAGGGCCUGUGCAAGCAGUUCUACGAGGACAUGGUGGACAUCAUCCAGGCCACCGUGCAGCAGAACCUGGACGCCGAGACGGAGCCGCUGUACGACGAGCUGCUACAGCACACCUCGCUGUGCCAGACGCACGCUGCCCUGUACCAGCACCGCAGCGAGCCCCUGGACGGCGUGCUGGACUACCUGCUGCCCGCCCAGGGGGGCCGCAUGAGCCCCCUGGUGGUGCACGGCGGGCCCUGCACCGGGAAGACCCUGCUGCUGGCCGAGGUGGCCAGGCAGGCCUACUCCUGGCUGCAGACAGAGAUGGGCCCUGAGACUGACCCGGUGGUCAUCGUCCGCUUCAUCGGCUCCACCCAGGUCUCCAUGGACCUCCGCACCCUCUUGCAGAGUAUCUGCGAGCAGAUCGCCAUCAACUACCGAUGCCUGAUCCACUUCCUGCCCACCAAGAUCCAGGAGAUGAGGGAGCUCCUGGUCAACCUCCUGGCCGAGGCCUCCUUCCAUCGGCCGCUGGUGAUCAUCCUGGACGCCCUGGAGCAGCUCUCUGAUGCUGAAGAGGCCCGCAAGCUGUGGUGGUUCCCCGCCCACCUGCCGAGGACGGUGCGCGUCGUGGUCUCCACCUUGCCCAACAAGCACGGCAUCCUGCAGAAGCUCAGGCACCUCAUCCACGACGAAGGGCGCUACGUGGAGCUCAUCCAGCGGGAUCGGAAGGUCUGCAGCCAGACGCUCAAGCAGCAGCUGCUCAGGGUGAGGAGGAAAGUCACGUCGGGGCAGCAGAUCUACGUCAACGAGGCCCUCGCCAAGUGCACCUUACCCAUGUUCGUCAACCUCAUCUACAGAGAGGUGGUCCACUGGAGGUCCCACAAGGACGUGGAUGACAGGUCCCUGUGCUCCACGGUGCACGAGAGCAUCGAGAAGCUCUUCUACUCUGUCGAGAACAAGCUGGGCCAGCGAUUCGUCUUCAGAGCGCUGGGCUACAUCACCAUGGCCAAGGCAGGGCUAACGGAGCUGGAGCUUGAAGACAUUCUUUCACUGGACAACAUCGUCCUCGGCGACGUCAUCGUGGCAUCGUACCUCAAGAACCCCCUGAGGAUCUCCUACGACCUGAUUGCCAGGAUCAGAGAGGAGCUGGAGGGAUACCUGGUGGAGCGGCAGGUGCGAAACGUCACGCUCAUGGUCUGGGCCAACCGGCACCUCCACCUCAUCGCUCAGAAGCUGUACCUCAGCAACGAGGAGGACGUCCAUCAGAUGCACAGUCUCCUCGCAGAGUACUUCCUGGGGGCGUGGUCGGGAGGCAGGAAGAAGAUCUUCACCUACGACAACAACCACUUUACUUCCCUGAACAUUUCGCAUCACAAGAACCCACACCAACAGCCGUCCCAUGAGAAAACGUCCUCGGACAAAUACUCCUAUGACAGGCAGACCCCAGAGCAGCCUUGGGUGUUCCAGUGCAACCUCCUAGAGCCGGACAUCUUCUUCGUCAACCACAGGAAGAUGACGGAGCUGGUCUACCACCUCAGCAGGAGCGGCCGCACAGAUGACCUCAUGUUCGGGGUGAUCAUGAACUUCAGCUGGCUCUACACCAUGAUCAAAAUUGGUCAGUUUGAAAAGGCCCUCACAGACAUCGACCUGGCCUACAGUUACUCUCAAGAGAAGGAGCUCAAGUUCUUGGCCACUACUCUCCGUAGCGUUAAGUUGAAAGUGAUGAAGAGCCCUGCUUCUUUGUCCGCCGAGCUGCAGCAAAGACUCCUGCCGGUGGUCACCUCUCUUCCAAAGCUAAGACACCUUCUGCUGGAGUGUGACAAAGAUGGCCCCAAGUACUGCUCCAUUGUGCCGCUGCAUUCCUCAAUGGACGUCACCUACAGUCCGGAGAGACUUCCCCUCUGCUCCAGCUACAUGCAGAUCGUCGAGAUCCUGCCCACCCUCGCCCCAAACAUUGUUCUGGUAGCCUUGGAGGAUGGGUCCAUAAGCACCUGGGACGUGGAGAGCAGACAACUCCUGAGACAGAUCGACACAGCCAGAUCUGUGGUGCUUGGCAUCCGGCUAACCACGGAUGAGAAGUACCUGGUAGUAGCCACAACCAAAAACACAUUGCUCAUCUAUGAUAAUCACAAGUCCUGCCUUCUGUCUGAGGUUGAAAUCAAGGGGUCCAAGCAUGGCGGUGUUGCUGGUGACGUGGCGUUCAUUAAUGGUUUCACCUUGUCCAGCCAUCAUGCCUUGGCCUGGCUUGAGGCCAGCAAAGAGGUCAAUGUAAUUGACCUGCUUUACGGUUGGCCGCUCUACCAGUUCCAUUGCUGGUAUGAGGUCACCUGUGUGCAAUGCUCUCCCGAUGGGAUGUAUGCCUUCUGUGGUCAGUACCUUAACAGUGCGACCAUCUUUCAUCUAGGGAACGGCGAUAAGUUAGCCACAGUGACAUCUGAGUUUUCCGGGGGCUUUGUCAAGUCCAUCCUUGUUCUAGACACCAUCAACCAGAUGGUGAUGGUUGACAACGAAGGCAGUCUUUCGGUUUGGAACACCAAAGACAUCAAUAACCCAAGGUUGAUGGAGGAUUACGAUUGCCGAGGGGAUGAGAGCGAAGUGGUGAGCAUUGAGUUGUCUGAGGACCAGCGCUCGAUUCUCAUCUGCAAGUCCAUGAGCAUUGAGGUUCUGGACACCAAGCUAUGGAAAAUGGUGGAGAAGUUCAAAGCCAAACGUACAGAGCUUUUUGUGGCCGCUGUUCUCUCCAAGAACGGCCAGAGCAUCGUGGCCUCCAUGGAGAACACCUCCUCCAUCUUUGUGUGGCGGAGAGACAGUGGACAAUGCAUGGCCAGUUUGAUUGAGAUCUCGGGGGCUAUUGUCAAACUAAUAAAGUCCACCCACCACAAUCUGCUCCUCUCUGUAGCCAGUAGCGGAGUGCUCUCGGUCUGGGACAUUGAUAUCAUCACAGCUAUGUCCAACAUCGAUAAAACAGGAAAGAAGAUCCAGACACUGCAGUUGUCCGGCAGGGAAGACUAUGUGUUUACCAUGGAUGGUUCAGAGGCAAUCCACAAGUGGAACUUCAACACAGGCUUCAUCGAAACCAUCUUCAAGCACGAGGGCAUCGUGGAGAACUGUGUCCUGACCUCCUCAGGGGAUCUCAUGGUUACCUCAGAUGACAAGUGCUGCCAGUACAUUUGGCAAACCGGCACCGGAGAGAAUAUCUUCCGCAUCAAUGGGCAGAGGAUAUCUCAGCUCCUGAUCACCCACAACGACCAGUUUGUUGUGUCCCUCUGCGAGCAGAACGCCUCCAGGGUCUGGAGGUUGGCCACCGGGCAUAAGGUGUGCAACAUCUUAGUCACCCUCCAGAAUGCACUGAUCACCACUGCCAACACUUUCCUUGUGGGAACAACGAAGAACAAACUCCUGGCCGUAAGCCUCUGGUCAGGCAGCGUGUCAAAGAAGUUCGUCUGCGACGAUGGCAUCACCAUUAUCAACUUCAAGCUCAUUCCCGACUGUCCUGAUUGUGUGGUGUUCAUAACAUCUACAGAGACCGUCUUCAUUUGGAGCGUGGCGGACGAAUCUGUCUGCAGGAGGGUCCAGUUGCCGACCAACUUCCUUAAGAACCUAGAAGACUUCCAGAUUUCACCCAAUGGGAAAUUAGGUAUCGUCUCCAAGGGCGACGAAAACAUCAACGUCCUGGACCUUCACAGUGGGAAGCUGAGACUGGUCCACGCCUCUGGCAUGAUAUGGCGACAGAAGCUCUCCCGAGACGGCCGAUACCUGGUGUACAUCUGCUUCCACAACAGUGACGAAGACGACGAGGCUGGCGUGGUCUCCAACCUGAUCGUGAUGCGCUUGGCCGACGGUAAAAGCAUCGGCACGUGUUCGCUUUACAAGACACCCACCUAUCUCUGCCUUUCCCAGCGAGCGCUCAACAUAAUCAUCGGCUUCGAGGACGGCAGCAUUGGCACGUACACGGUGGUGGACCGUGUGGACGCUGCGCUCAAGAUCAAGAUCGCCACCUCUAACAGCCGACAGAUAGUCAACAACGCCUCGCAGAAAGUGCGCCCCAAGUGCGGAAACCACUCUUUUAAGACGAUCGCUGACUGCAUCUGGAGGGAGUCCACAGAGAUCUUCUCGAGGGACAGUCCUAUCAACGUGUCAGACUCUGGCGAGGCCGAGACCAUAGCUCCCUCCAAGAAGAGCGAGUUGCUGCAGUGAAGAGAUGGUUAAUGGCGAGGGAUGUGAUUAAUGUGAAGGUCGAUGGAGUUGUAGGGUUCCCUGUUUACAGCCAAGUAUGUCCGCUGCAGAUUUUCAGCCCGCUGGGUAGUUUCUAGGUUGAACACAAUUACCGCUGCAUUUGUCAUAUAUUGCUUGACUUCCAACUUGAUGUAAUUAUAUUAUUUUAUGUGUUACACUUGAAGACUGUUCAAUUAAAUCUUGGGGUUUUUUGUUUGUAUCUUUUGAAAAAAAAAAAUAUUGUUUGUGGUAUUCGUUUGCCAUUUUGUGCCCUUUCAGCAUUUGAAGUUAUGAUUCAAAUGUCGUGGCUAAACAUGUCCAAAGCCAUUCCAGUGAAUUCCACCAUUCUACUUUGAACAUUUUGAUCUAGUUCACAUUGUGCACAUUAAGCCAUAAUGUGGUAACCACAGGUAUAUUUAAGUUUGUAUGUUUGUAUUUACAUCAGUUGGUAUGGUAAAAAAAAGAAGAACAAUGAAU